AUGAAGUUGGUGGAAAAAGAGGCUCAUAGAGCAAAUAGCGCGUUGCCAGUGUCUAACAUCAAGAUUCGUCACAUCUGCAGCGAGCGUACCCGUGCUGCUGAUCUUUCGUCUCUUAUCAUGGCGUCAUUGCCACGCCUGCCGUUUACGCUCGCCUCCACGUAA
Messenger RNA from Haemonchus placei, 162 nucleotides. The record is from the annotation of a GenBank genome assembly. Lineage: Eukaryota; Metazoa; Nematoda; Chromadorea; Rhabditida; Trichostrongylidae.